Molecule: messenger RNA, 987 nt
Organism: Penicillium antarcticum
Lineage: Eukaryota; Fungi; Ascomycota; Eurotiomycetes; Eurotiales; Aspergillaceae
Exons: 1
Coding region: 1-987 (328 amino acids)
Biological process (GO): L-arabinose metabolic process
Molecular function (GO): alpha-L-arabinofuranosidase activity
Source: RefSeq, a predicted model, not a curated record
AUGAGCCCUCCAAUGACUAAAGCCUCCCUGCUGUCAUCUGGCAUCGUUUUGCUUGCAUCAGUGCUAGGUGUCUCGGCAGACUGCGCUCUUCCCUCUACCUACAGUUGGACAUCAACUGGUGCGCUAGCCGAGCCCAAGUCAGGAUGGGCAGCACUCAAGGACUUUACAAAUGUGGUCUACAACGGCCAGCACCUCGUGUAUGCAUCGAGAACUGAUACAUCGGGAAGCUAUGGCUCAAUGAACUUUGGUCUCUUUUCGGACUGGUCUGACAUGGCCUCGGCUAGUCAGAACGCCAUGAAUGUCGGCACCGUUGCCCCGACACUCUUCUACUUCCAACCGAAGGACGUUUGGAUCUUGGCCUACCAAUGGGGAUCUUCUUCAUUCUCAUACCGAACAUCAAGUGAUCCCUCCAACGCAAAUGGAUGGUCUUCCGAACAUGCCCUUUUCUCUGGGAGCAUCUCUGGCACCGAUACUGGCGUUAUCGACCAGACUGUCAUUGGCGAUGCUUCAAACAUGUACCUCUUCUUCGCCGGAGACAAUGGCAAGAUCUACCGCACCAGCAUGUCCAUUGAUGAUUUCCCUGGCGACUUCGGCACUGUCUCAGAGGUCAUCAUGAGUGACACAGUUGCAAAUCUGUUCGAAGCAGUCCAGGUGUACACAGUGAAAGGACAGAAUCAGUACUUGAUGAUUGUUGAGGCAAUGGGUGCAAAUGGAAGGUACUUCCGCUCCUUUACUGCCAACAGCCUUGACGGUACAUGGACAGCACAGGCGGCAACUGAGGCCCAGCCCUUCGCUGGAAAGGCCAACAGUGGCGCUACUUGGACGAACGACAUUAGUCAUGGUGACCUUGUUCGAAGUAACCCUGAUCAGACUAUGACUGUCGAUGCUUGCAACCUGCAGCUUCUCUAUCAGGGAAGAGAUCCCAAUCAAAACCCCGACUAUAACCUUCUGCCUUACCGGCCGGGUGUUCUGACACUGAAGCAGUAG